GGCAGCGCGGGCGCGCCCGGGCACCCGCCCCGCGGUGGGCGCGUCCUGGCGGGGGCAGCGGCGGCGGGAGGCCACGUUGGCAGGGCGGGAGCGGGGCCGCGCCGCGCUGGCCGCAGCUGGUAGUCGGGGUGCGGGUGCCGGUGCGGGGCCUCUGCCAGAGUAAAAAUGUCUUCGCCUCCCAAAGAGAAAGCAGAGACGCGGGCCGGACACCCUCCUGCUGUAAAAGCUGGUGGGAUGCGAAUUGUUCAGAAACACCCACACAAUUCUGAUGCCAAAGAAGAAAAAGAUAAAGAUGACCAAGACUGGGAAACCAGCAGCCCACCUAAACCAUCAGUGUUCAUCUCUGGAGUCCUCGCUAGGGGUGAUAAGGACUUCCCUCCAGCUGCGGCUCAGGUGGCUCAUCAGAAACCACAUCCUUCUGUGGAAAAGCUUCCUCACCCACAGCAUGUCAAACAGCACAUCCACCAGCCUCGCAAGUGAGCUCUCCACCAAAACAUCAACCAAACUAGCGUCAGUGAAUAAGUUUUCGAGAGAAGACAAAAAGCCUUUAGAAUUCACGUUGUCAAAUCACUAAAGUUGACCUCUAAAAUAUUUUGCUGUUUCUUUUACUUUAUUUGUCAAGGGUUAAUAAGAAUGAAGACAUUGUUCAGUUGUUAUCCCAGAUGGAAAAUUCUCUAUUAUUAAGUAUAUGCUGAUCAAGAGUGGGUUUUGUACAAGAUUUUCUUAUUGCCAAGAUAAAACUUCACUAUGAAUAAUACGAUUACUGAGCUUAAAACUUGUACAUUUAGUUGUGUCAUCGCAAUAGCAGAUAGUUAAUGUAGUUUUAAUACUAAGUGGGUAGGGAAGAAUAACCCUUCUGUACUGGUACCUUUACUGCCUGGAGGGAGUUUGUUGAGACAGGAAUUGGUGUCUUGGUUACAUGGAACCCUUGCAGUCUUCAGUAUCGUGCAGUGUUACAGCCCAGUGGCUGUGCCCUCUGAUUUCAACUAGUGAGAUGAUAAAAGGCCCAAAAACAUUCUCACGUGGGCAGAAAUCCAGCUGAAUCUUCUUUGCACUUGCAGAGUCUUGCUGAUGUUCUUCCAUUUGGAGAUCUGUGGGUAUGGUGGAGGGAGAGAAAUCAGACUUAACAGCAACAAUGCUGCUGUGCACAACUGACUUGUGAUCUUACUAAUCUCAGUGGGGGCUGUAUUUUUAUGAGGCUUUGAUUCUGCAAUUCCAAUAGCAAGCUGAAGGACCUCAGGACCCUCCAGAAUUGAACUUAAGAUAAACUGGUGAAAAAUCUGUUUCCCUUUUUUUUUUAACAUACAGUUUGAGAUUACUAUUUGAAAUUAGGAUAUACCAUUAGUAAACGUAUUUAACUUUAUGACUUAACCUCUGUUACACAUCUUAUUUUUUCUGAUUCUUCUUAUUGUAAAUAAGGACAGUAGUGAUACAAGGGAAUAAAAAAGUCUUUUCAAAUAGAGCAAUCGGAUUAGUUUUGACUACAAAUUAAAUCUUUUGUUUGCACAGUUCAAAAUCACUUAUCAUUUUUCUUCUACACCUCAUAUAUGUCAAACCUAGAAAAACAUUUUUUUUUAACAGUCCACCUACAUUUUUGAAGUAUACGUCUGCUUUUAUCUGACUAUAAAUACAGUACAGCCUUAAGUACCCUCUGGGUUUAUAAAACUUAUGAUAAUGUCCAAAAAGUGGUUACUGGAACUAAUGCUGCCAACAUUCACCUGGCAAAUCAAUGAAAGUGUAGGGUCACUUGGAGCUUUACUAGUUCAUUUAUGUUUCAAAUCAAGUAGUACUUAAAACCAGGGAGGAAAGCUUUAAAAAUAGUAUUUUUUUAAAUUACUGUGGCAUAAUAAUAAUUAAAUAAUUCCCAGAGUAUCUGGUUUAAACAACAAAAUCGUGAAAUACGGCCCAUUUCACAAGUGGAAUACUUUACUUCAUGUGGGUGAGAGGGACCUGGCAUUUCCAUUUUUUCGUAGGCUUGAAAUGGAAAUGGUGUUUUGCAAAGAAUAUGCAUGGUUAUAUUUAUUCUACACCCAAGGAAGGAUGUACAAUCUGUAUAUGCAGUCCUUAUUUUCAAUUUAAUUAGAUAACCUUACUUGCCUUAAGUAAUGAGCAUUGUUUAUAAGACUUAUUCUUGUUUAUAAGACUUAUUCUGUAUUAGAAUAUGCAUAAUUUUAAAAAUAUGCUUUCUGUUUCUGUUGUUGGUACGUCUGAGGCCUUGUUUGUAGCCACUCAUGAGUGUCCAAGUGACUCACACAUGAGUAUCUCAUUCCUAAAGGGUAGCAUUGUUGAGCUUCAUGGCAUUUCUGCAUGAGGCAAUUUCCUGGGAGGAAUGUUAGCAGAUUUGGGACAAAAAGGGGUGACAUCUUGUUGAUGGUACAGGCAGUAGCUGUCAGUGUGCUGCAUCAGUGGUGAAGCAGAUCAUGUCAGUCAUCUGGUGCUGGUAGCUUCUGGCUUGAGAGUGGGCUGGAUGGGAUUCAGCUCUCCUAGUCUUGCGCCUUCAUCUGAAAUACUGUCUAGACUCCAGCUGCAGUCAAUGGUGAUGUAAUCAAGACAGUCAGGAGAAUUUAGGUAUGGCAUCUUUGACCAAAUGGAAGUGUCUUUGAAGAGGAGCUGGAUCACUCUCUACUCCAUUGACUGCACUGGAAAAUUAAAUGUAGAAGCAUCAAGUAAUAGGGGGUAGAAAUGUUUCUGAACACAAAACCACGUGUCUAUUCUAAUACUAAAAUUUAGGAACAUGGAUGCUUUUGAAUUACAAACUACUGCUCCUGGUUGUUAAUGCAAUAUAUACAGCAUAUAUAGACAAUACCUGAAUUUUGUCUUUGAUUACUUAGAUGAGUAUAUUAGCUUGUACAAUGGAGUAUGACUCUCAAGAUGACCUUAGUGGAUUUUAGAGUGCAGGAAUUCCUAUAUACUUGGAAAAUGUCUCUGUAUGAAAGCUUAUUAUAUAUUGUUGGGAGGUAUCCAAGUUUGUACACAGGUGACCUCACCAAAGCAUUACCUUGCUCGAAGAAUCAUAACUGGUUAUCUGGAUUCCUACUGGUGAAUAUUGAAACUUUCAAAAUAAGAUACAAUAACAUGCAGAGAAGAUGUUCAGAUGUUACCUUGAAAUUAUUGCAAAAUAUUUUUUUCUGUAAUUGUUAAAAUUACAAUAAUACAACAAUAAAGCAUGAAGUUGUA
Messenger RNA from Apus apus (common swift), 3177 nucleotides. RefSeq names its product death associated protein (gene DAP). Lineage: Eukaryota; Metazoa; Chordata; Aves; Apodiformes; Apodidae. The transcript is spliced from 4 exons. The record is from RefSeq and is a predicted model, not a curated record. The coding region runs from base 166 to 480 and encodes 104 amino acids. Gene Ontology annotation, biological process: negative regulation of autophagy; cellular response to amino acid starvation; apoptotic signaling pathway. Gene Ontology annotation, molecular function: death domain binding.